This is a messenger RNA of Cuscuta campestris, 1455 nucleotides long. Lineage: Eukaryota; Viridiplantae; Streptophyta; Magnoliopsida; Solanales; Convolvulaceae. The record is from the annotation of a GenBank genome assembly.
AAUUUCAUUCUUCUAGAGAAAGCACAAGAGAUGAAAGAUCCUAUCAAAUAUGGGAGCCUCAAAUCUUUCAUCACAAUCAUCAUUUAAUUUCACAUUGAGCCCUCACUAAUUGCCCUCCAUAACCUCCUCCCUUCAUCUCGGUUCUUCCAUGGGUUUCCGGGAAUGAAGAGUCCCAUUAAUCGGGCGUUUGCUAAUCUCAACUGAUCACUCCUUUUCCGCUGAUUUCUCCGCGUAUUGAGCACUUUCUUGAAGAAAAUUUCCAAUCUUUCCGAUUCUUGAGUGAUCAAAUGGAAGAAGAAAUCCAAGAACCCAGAUUCUUCUGUAAGUUCUGUAACAAAGCUUGCUCUACUGGGAAGUCACUGGGAGGCCACAUGCGAGGCCAUCUGGGCCUGAUUGCAGCUGCCAAAAAGCAAAAGCUCAAAUCCGAAGCUUCCGGAAAGAAAGAUUUCUUUCUGCACUCCGAACCCAUCUCGGCGAAGAGUCAAUCGAUCGCCAAUAACGUCAAUUUCCAGUCAAAGAACAAUCUUUGCGAGAAAUGCGGAAAAGCUUUCUCCUCGGUGAAGGCUCUGGCGGGUCAUCUGAAAGUCCAUUCAAGAAAAUACAGCAAAGAAGAUGAAGACGACGACAAUGAAGAAGAAGAAGAAGAAGAAGAACAUCAUAUAUGCAAGAAAUGUGGCAGGGAGUUUGGUUCGAUCAGGGCUAUGUACGGUCACAUGAAGAUCCACGCCAAAAGAUCCAACGAAGUGCAAAGCUUAUCGGAUUUGGAUGCCAUGUGUCCGGUUCGGAAGAAGAGGUCGUCAAUAAGGUACAACAAACCCACAAUUUCUGAUCUUGAUGAGGUGAACGAUGCUGCUAUGAGCUUGUUAAUGCUUUCUAUGGGAGUCAGUACCUGGAAUGGGUUUGUUUCUGCAAAAGAGUCACUUUGCUGCAAUGAAGAUGGUGAUGUUUCAGAGAAAUCUGCAGCAGGCGAUGAAGAUGAUGAUGAUGAUUCAGAGAAAUCUGCAGCAGAUAAUGAAGAGAUGAACACUGUUUCUGAAACAGUUAUUGAAGCUGUGAUCAGCAAAUUCCCCAAAGAUCAUGCUUGCCCAAUCUGCUUCAAGGUUUUCCAAUCUGGGCAAGCUUUGGGUGGUCACAAGAGGGCCCACUUUAAUGCAAACAUAGCUGAAGGAGUGGUGGAAGAAAGGGAGAAACUUUCUGAGAUUCAUAGCAUUCUUGAUCUGAAUCUCCUCCCUGUCAAUGGAGUGGCCAUGGAAGAAAGGGUGUGGCUUCAUGGCAUGGACAAGCAACUGCUGGUGAUGAUCUCCAAUUAGAACUGCAUAUGUGAAUCCUUUCUGUUUUCUUCUUUCUGUUUUCAAUCCAAUUAUCAUAGUUCUGUAAAUAUGUCUGCAGUCUCAGUUCUGUUCACCAUAGUGUGGUCUGCAGCAAAUGCACAGUUUAAGAUGCUGGUCAUGGUUU